AUGCUUUUGCUGAGUGGACUCUUAUCAGAACGCCUGGGAGGUUCAGCGGAUCAGCUGGUGCUGAUCCAGAACAGAUGCAUCCUCAGAGACUCAGAACUCCUGAGUCACCUUAUAGAGGAGAAUGGAUCGGCCAGCUUCCGUCCUGGAACCAACAUGGUGGAAUACCUCCACAAGGCCAAGCCCACAAGACCAUUCCCCUAUGUUCUGACAUUGGGAAAUGAUACACAGCAUGUGUCUCAGGCCUUUGUCAUCAUUGCUGAUCAGGCUGUGGAACAUGACACACUGCUUCAGGCCGUCGAUGGAAAGGCAUUCUUUAUUUUAGACAUUGAAUACCCGAGGCAGUGUGAACACGUCUGGAAAUUCCUGCAAACCACCGUCUAUGAAAUCCCAGGAGGGGAGUCGAAACUAGUAACGUUUCUGCAGAAUGGUGUCCUGUGCAGCUCCUUGGUGCAGAACACCCUCCCCUGUCUUCAUCUAACAAGACAGCUUCCUCAGCAGCUCCUGCAGAUGAACCCUGAGGUGGAAGACAUGCUGAACAACAAAGAUGUCAUAAACAAGGUUCUAGGACUCAUAAGGAAUCCUGACAUGAAUGACGGUUUGGUUCUGGAGGACAAUCUUUCAAACACCACAGCUGCUUCUGAUGUACUUCAGAAACCAGAAGCACAAAGCCUCAGAAGCACAAAGCCUCAAUCUAGUCUCAAAACACCACAGACAUCAUCUGUAAACCAUCCAGAGGCGACGCCGGUUCUCUCCUGUGACUCCACAGAACCCCUCAGAGGGCUGAUUGCUGCUACCAGAACUGCUUCCAGCUCUCAUAGAACCGUCACCGCAGGUAUGCAGUCUGUCCUGCAAGAGAUCACAGCCAGUCCAGGUGUGAUGCAAGGGCGUCACUGUAUUCUGAACUGCCUCAGCCAGAACCCUGACCUCGCUGCUCAGGUGAUGCAUGCAGAGAAGAUAGCUGUCUAUGUCAUCAGAUCCUCACACACUACUCAUUUUGCUCAGAUGGGCAAAUCAUUUCUUCUUAUUCCCAUAUAUUCCCAGAUGCUGCUGAGCCAUCCCAUAUUCUCUGGAAACGUUCAGCUGCAGCAGCAAAUGAGACAAUAGACCCCCGUCUUUCUGCAGCAGGUCUGUUUUAGAUCAAGUCCAGAGGUGCUAGCAGUCAUGUUGAACCCCAGAGUCACAGAGGCUCUGCUACAGAUCCAAAAGGGCCUGCAGAUUCUUGCAGAAGAGGCUCCGUCUCUCAUUCCUCAUGCUGAACUCUGUACUGGUGGAGCUGGUGUUAAUGCAACGUCUGACGCACGCCUGAGCAGCCAGUCAGGAAGCAGCGAUCAGGUUGCCAAGGAGACGGAGCGGCAGCAGCAGCAGUUUGUGCGAGAGCUGCUUAAGGCACUAGCUAACACCAACAACCAGGAAGAAGUGGAGCUCCAGGAGGAGCUGGAGAACUCAACGGGCUUCAGAGACAGACAGAUGAACUUUUAGGUGGGGAAGAGUGUGAAAUAUCUGCUCGGGUUGUGGUGCACGCACGCACGCACGCACGCACACACGCACGCACGCGCACACACACACACACACACACACACACGUUACAGUAAUAAAUAAGUUAAGGUCAGUGAUUAAAAAGUGGAAAAAGCAAACAAACAUGAUUUUCAAGCUAAACAAUAUUUUGUUGGAUCUUCCACAAAACAAACUAAAAACAGAUAAAUAAUUUAAAUAUAGUAACUUGAAAAAGUCAUAAAGAAGUUGCUAAAAUACAAUCUAACCAUGGCAAUUAUGACAUUAGCCUUUAAGCUUUCUUUAGCUCAUAGAAGUCACCGAUCCAGAUCUACACUGGUGUUUAAACUCACUUUGCUUAGAUGUAUAAAUAUUCUAAAACAUAAUAUUUAUCAGUAAUGCAUGCUCACAAGCUCUGCAAAUCUGUUUAUAUGUUGCCAAAUAAAGAGAAUCUAACAGCCUGAGGGUCAAGCAUUAUGCCCUUAUGCAGCAGAAGUAGAAGGGAGGAACAACCUUUUAUAUAGCGUCUCCCAAGAUAAAAAUCACGAUGCGCUUCACAAGAACAAAUAAUUACAAAAAAUCAAAAAAAAAAUUUAACAAAUAUAAAAGAAAAGUUAAAAUUGUGAAUAAAAAUGAGAGGAAAGAAAAAAAAGAAUAAUAAAAAGAAAUUCUGUGGAUCCCGGAUAGUGAUGAAGAAUCAGUUAACCAAGACAGUGUUGUUUUAUUGUGUCUACACGUUUUCUGGUGAUUUGUGUUUCUGCAGGAUGGCAAAAAAAAAAGUUUCUAAUAAAAUUACAAAGGGUCACUAUGAAGACAAACUACAGAACAUUACAGAACAGGCGCUCGUUGUCUGUCUUCUAAAACACACAAGAACGUGGUCGGUCGUCUUGGGGAAAACUUGUUUUCCGACUGUUUACUCUGACUAAAUGAUGUUCUACUAAAGCUUGUCUGAAGGGGAUGAUUUUGUGUUUUUAACUGGAGUAAACUGGAGUUCUAUUAAAUUUCUAACAAGUGCUUACCCCUAUUUCAGAUACUUGCCCCACACAUUUUGUUGAAUAUGUACUAGCACUUAACACACUUUUCUCUGCACACACCAACUUUACCAAAACACAAGAAUUUUGAGUCAAAAUUAAAAUGUUCUGUCAAAAAUAGUUUGUGCUUUCAGUUCACGAGGUACAUGCAGUUAAAUACACCAGGUUUUAAAAUACUGGCAGUU
Molecule: messenger RNA, 2707 nt
Organism: Nothobranchius furzeri (turquoise killifish)
Lineage: Eukaryota; Metazoa; Chordata; Actinopteri; Cyprinodontiformes; Nothobranchiidae
Source: RefSeq, a predicted model, not a curated record